Molecule: messenger RNA, 3222 nt
Organism: Punica granatum (pomegranate)
Lineage: Eukaryota; Viridiplantae; Streptophyta; Magnoliopsida; Myrtales; Lythraceae
Source: RefSeq, a predicted model, not a curated record
UGUCCCCAAUAGAUUCAGCUAGCGGAGGGUGGGCUCCACACCCAUAGGCUGGGCUCAUAUGCACCGGGCGUACCUUAGAUUCUCAAAAUUCACCCCCCACUCUCUCCCUCUGUAGUAAGUACAGAACAGUAAGAAGAGGAGAAGAAACUGCAAUGAGCAGAAAUGAAGCUCGUCGAUCGUCGUCUUCUUCCUCCUCCUCCUUCUUCUUCCCCCGUCCUGGCCACUGUCCUCGAUCAGAAAACGUGAAGAAUGGGAGCGUUCGGUGGCCGAGAUAGCGACGGGAGCGAAAGGAAUGUCGCACCAAUCACAUGCCUUAUGUAGCAUAACACCGCCGCUUUGAGCAAAGGAAUCGAAUCUCGUCUCACAGCUGGCAGAUUUGACUUUUCCCUCCCUUUCUUCUUUCCCCCUUCCCCAGUGGCGUCAGAUUCUUCCUCCUCGACUGGUUUUCGUCUCGCCUUUGCGUGUUUCACUUGACUAAUCCCCUGCUCCGUCCGAAGAACUUUCAUUCGGUAUGAACAGCUGCUUCUUCUAAUUUCUUCCGAAACCUCGACAUGGGUGCUUGACUAGAAGCACUUGCAAUUUGAUGAUUAUGCGUUACUGGGUCAUCAUCUUUUAGCAGCAGAGCAUCUCUAAUUCUGCUUUAUCUUAGCCUGAAUUUCGUUUUCGGUGUUUCGGUCCGAGUCUGUGUCGGCAAGUACGAGAAACGAAUGCCCUGAUGAGAACUGAGAAGUUCGUUAGAAAUGAAAUUAGUGGUUCAUAACUUUAUAUUAUGAUAGCAUGUGAUUUCUGAUUUCAAAUUUAUUGCCUUUGGGACUUUAGAAACAUGCAGGGUGGUCGGUGACGAUCUCUACGUUUGGAAGAUUCGGAGAGCGGUCCUAUGACUGAUCUCUUCGAUGGAUCAUAAAUAUCAAUCGAUAUUUAAGGUGGAGACGAGGAAGCUGCUAUGGCUCCUGGCGAUGUCUCUUGCCGUGGUUCUGUUGGUUCAGUUUAUCGAACUCCCUCACGGGAAUGUCCUGUCUCUCUUGUUUUCUGCGAGCAGGGCUCCGUUCGGGGGAGAUAGGGUUGCUUUGAACAUAGGAGAGUCGUUGACAUCCGCAGCUGGGGUGCUAGAUAAUGCAACCCUUACUAGUGACCUGAACUCCACUAGUGUUCCCUCCGUUGAGGAAAUGUCCGUCGAUAGGCAUUACUUUGAAGGAAACGGCUCAGUCAUGAGUAAUGAAACAUUAUCGGAAAGUGGUACGGGCUCCGACUUGUCUUCUGAAGCGGACGACUACAGCAUAGAGAAUUUUACAUUGGCACAUGAAAUUGUAACGGUUGAUAAAGUCAAUCAGUCUAGUGGUGCAUAUGCAACAGAGGAAGAUGAGGUACCUGAUGCAAUGCUCAAUCCUUCGCAGAGUAUUGAUACUUUUGAUAGUAAUUCCUCAUCGAGCAAGGAGAACAGUCAUUUGCCAUCGGAACACAGGGAUAGCAAAACAAACGACUCCCCUUCCAUCGUGCAUAGAUUAACGCCGACUAGUUCACCACAAAAUUUAACUUCAUUAACGACUGUUGACAGCAAUACAGCGAGUCAUCUUGUAUCUCCGGUUUUUAACACAUCUACCGUGGGGAAGGAACCAGCAUCAGAUUCACUGAAAGAUGAGAACCUACGAGGAGAUCUGUCUCAUUCUGCUGAACGCUCUGGCUCAGGUGCCACACGCAGGGAAGAGAGGCCUCAGACACCAACACCAGCUGUUAUUACAAUAUCAGAGAUGAACCGGUUAUUAGAUGAGAGCCGUUGGGCUUAUCGCUCAAUGAAACCGCGGUGGUCUUCGGCAGCUGACCAAGAAUUAGUGAGGGCAAAACUGAAGAUUUUGAGUGCUCCGAUUGUAACGGAUGAUCCAGCCCUAUAUGCCCCUCUUUAUCGGAAUGUUUCCAUAUUCAAAAGGAGCUAUGAGCUAAUGGAAAAAAUGCUCAGGGUAUACGUUUACAAAGAAGGAGAAAAGCCCGUUCUUCAUCAGCCAGUUCUUAAAGGUAUAUAUGCUUCCGAGGGAUGGUUCAUGAAGCAGAUGAAAGCAAGCAAAAGAUUCGUCACCAAAGAUGCCAGGAAAGCCCACCUCUUUUACUUACCCUUCAGCUCUCGGAUGCUCGAAGAAGCACUUUAUGUCCCUGGAUCCCACAACCAUAGGAAUCUCAUACAAUUCCUCAAGAACUACUUGGAUCUGAUUGGGGCAAAAUACCCUUUCUGGAACCGGACUGGGGGGGCGGAUCAUUUUCUAGUCGCUUGCCAUGAUUGGGCCCCAGCAGAGACAAGGCGAAUAAUGGCGCGGUGCAUAAGGGCCCUCUGCAACUCCGAUGUCAAAGAAGGUUUCGUCUUCGGCAAAGAUGUCUCUCUCCCUGAAACAUUCAUCCGCAAUCCUCAGAGACCUCUCCGUGAACUUGGAGGCAAGCCUCCUUCCAAGAGAUCCAUCCUCACCUUCUUCGCGGGUAACAUGCACGGAUACCUUAGGCCCCUUCUGCUACAACACUGGGGCAAUAACAGAGACCCCAACAUGAGAAUUUUCGGCCAAUUGCCCAAAGUUAAAGGAACAAUGAACUAUGCCCAGCAUAUGAAAAGCAGCAAGUACUGUAUCUGUGCAAAGGGUUACGAAGUUAACAGCCCUCGGGUUGUGGAGGCUAUCUUCUAUGAAUGCAUCCCCGUGAUUAUUUCUGACAACUUCAUACCUCCGUUCUUUGAGAUGCUCAACUGGGAGUCCUUCGCAGUUUUUGUGCUGGAGAAGGAUAUCCCGAACCUGAAGAAGAUACUGCUCUCCAUCCCCGAGAAGAGGUACCGCGAGAUGCAUAUGAGGGUAAAGAAGGUGCAGCAGCAUUUUCUUUGGCACCCGAGGCCCGUGAAGUACGACAUAUUUCAUAUGAUCCUCCACUCUGUUUGGUACAAUAGAGUGCUUCACAUAAAUCCUAGGUAGUCAUACCGACGAAGAAUAUUUCUAGAGCUCGCAUUUCGGGAGAUGGCAUCGAAGGAAAUUGAAUUUGUGCGGGGAGAGAGGUUUAUGUAAAGCUUGCAAAUGUUUGGGGAAGAGUUGAAAGUUUGAUUCAGUAACUUAGGAGGUUCUUUUGUUGUACAUAAGUUGAGGAAUGUACACAAAUUUGAUUUUUUCUUUCUUUUUUCUUCUCUUUGGCAUUUGAUUGUGUCCAUAGAAUACAUUCACAGAAUAAUAAAGGGUGAGGUUCAUAGCUGCUUCGACA